Saccostrea cuccullata (small rock oyster) is the source of this 2545-nucleotide messenger RNA. RefSeq names its product serine/threonine-protein phosphatase 6 regulatory ankyrin repeat subunit B-like. The record is from RefSeq and is a predicted model, not a curated record. Bases 321 to 2081 code for a protein of 586 amino acids. NCBI's taxonomy places the organism in Eukaryota, Metazoa, Mollusca, Bivalvia, Ostreida, Ostreidae. The transcript has 16 exons. Gene Ontology annotation, molecular function: protein binding.
CUUAAUCCGUCCAAACCUAAGAAACACUCUGUCAUGUUCGGGGAUAUAUGUUAUCGAAAUUUGUCAAGAAAUUUUUAUUCUGGAUGUUUUCUAGAGUGAUUGUAAUUAUUUCUGGAUUGUUUUCGAGACCAAUUUCUGUCUCCAUGUUUAGGAAUCGUCUGCUAUCGUGAUCGCGUGCGAUAUGACGUAAACGUUUCCGGGUGUCUCAAUUGAAAAAGUGAGAUGACGGCCAAGAAAAAUCCAAGGAACUUAGGGCGAGGAAAACAUAAUCAAUAUUGUAAUUAGUUUAUUUAUACUCACCGCAACAAAAACCAGGGAUAAUGGCGAUGCUGAGAGGAAAUCCGGACACCCUGGACGACGAAAGGAGGGAGAUCUAUAGAGCUUGCAGAGAGGGCCAGGUGGAGGAGCUGAUCAGACUCGUGAGCGGGAACGCUAAUAUGGUGGUCAAGGAUGGUCAGAAACCUUUACAUAUCGUCGCACUAAGCGGAAGAGAAGACAUGGAAUCCAUAAUCAGUGCGCUGCUUAAAAUCGGAAGUGACGUUAACGCCACGACAACUACAGAUGAAGACACGGUCCUACAUUUAGUCAUUAAACACGCUGUUCUUCGGUUGGCCUUUCAGACUUGCCUGAUGAUUCUAGAGCAUAAUCCAGAUCUUGAUAUACGAAACAAGAACUUACGAACACCAUAUGAUAUAGCUAUGGCACAGGAAUACUUUGAAUUGGCUAAUGUAUUAGAUGGUUCGAUGACUGCCGAGGAGGCCCGAGACUACUACACAAAGUCCCUCGGAGAAUUAUACGGGGGACGGCUUAUAGACGCUGUAAUGAACAAUAAUGAAAAAGAGGCUUACGAUUGUGUUAAUCAGGGAGCAGAUUGUAACUGCCUAAAUAAACAUGGCGCUGGCGCUAUACACUACAUGUUUACCAAUCUUUACCAACAUCCCCCGUUAAACCUGCUCGGUCGAAUGGUGGAUGCCAAGGCAGAUGUCAAUCUCAGGGAUUACGAAGGGGAUACGGCCCUAAAUCUGGCAAUAAAGAAACCUAGUCUACGACAAGAUAAUCAAAUGUACAACGUAGUGGAUCAAUUACUAAAAUGGGGAGCGGAUCCAACUCACAGAGAUCUGGAUGGUAACGAUGCUCUAGCACUAGCAGAGAGUAGAAACUAUCUGGAUGUGGUAAAGUUACUGAAAAGACAGAAAACAGCCAGGAUGACGCCUCCCCCUCCAAUCACUGCCAUACCCACUCGACAGUCUCCUACUCCUUCCGAAUCCUCCACGCUGCCGCCUCUAUCUCCAACUAGAGCUCUCCGACCAUCGCCAACACCCAGGAGAAACCGGGGCCCCGAACGAAAUCACCAGUCUCCGGUAUCGUCUGACUCCUCCACACUGCCACGAGUUUCCCCUAAUAGACCUCUGCGACCAACUCCAUCUCCAUCACCAGAACAAAAUCAGAAUCUCCAGCCCGAACUUCCACGAGUUGCCCCUAAUAGAGUUCUGCGACCAACUCCAUCUCCAUCACCAGAACAAAAUCGGAAUCUCGAGCCCGAACAUCUACGAGUUUCCCCUAAUAGACCUCUGCGACCAACUCCAAUUCCAUUGCCAGAUCAAAAUCGGAAUCUUGAACCCGAACAUGAGGAAUCCAUCACUUCCGCUAUAGAGGAGGACAAUCCAGAUGACCUGGAUGAACUGUUGGCGGAUCCAGACGCCAACCUUAACAUUCCUAACUCGAUGGGGUUAUUUCCAUUACAUGUUGCAAUAUUGAGAAAUAACCCCGCCAGUAGGAACAAUAUGGUACAACGAAUACUAAACAAAGGCGCCGACAUAAACGUUAAAGCUAUGCCUAAUGAAGAUCAUAAUGAGGCUGGAAACACUCCUCUCCAUAUGUCAGUAGCCAGGGAUCAACUAGACACAGUCCGAAUCUUAUUGUCGUAUAAUCCAGCGAUAUCCCCAACUAAUGAUGAGGGUCAGACACCUUACAAUUUCGCUGAAGAGAAUGGUAACGCUGAAAUGAUGAGGCUUCUGAAGGACCAGGAACAACGUGUACAGCGGAGUAAGGACAAAUCCUCCACGUGUGUCAUCUUAUAACAGAGACAGUCUGCACCUGCGUGACCUUCUCUGUGAGGUCACAAUCGAUUUCCAUUAACAAAUCCUUUAAGUGUAACAUCUUAUGACAGAGGCAAUCUACACAUGUGUGACCUUCUUUGUGACGUCACAAUCAAUUCUUACCUCUUCGUUAUUUCCACAUGUGUUCUUUUAAAAACUCUUCCUAUUGUGAUGUACUCUUUAAGAUACAUGUUUCUUAAAUAUUUUCCUUUUUAACAGAAUGAGAUCUUUGGUUAGCACACCAUAUAUGUGUUUGUAUUUUACGUCUUGUUUAAUAUCUAAAAAUCUAAAUGUGUUGUUUUACACUUAUUGUUUAUGGCUUUUGGCACCACCAUUGUCUUGUCUAACGGUUGUACAAGUCCUGUAGAAAGGUUAUUUUGUCUUUCAAUUCUUCUAGUAUAUAAUUGAAUGUAUUCUUGUUAAACUAUUGAAAUGUCUGUGAUAUA